Molecule: messenger RNA, 1496 nt
Organism: Aethina tumida (small hive beetle)
Lineage: Eukaryota; Metazoa; Arthropoda; Insecta; Coleoptera; Nitidulidae
Product: lysM and putative peptidoglycan-binding domain-containing protein 3
Exons: 3
Coding region: 216-935 (239 amino acids)
Source: RefSeq, a predicted model, not a curated record
CUCUAAUUAAUUGAUUUCUACUUCACAUCACUUUACAUUACAAAGUUUAUGUGUUUGUCACGUAUAGGUUCAAAUAAAUAAAUAAAUAAAUAAAUAAACUAUGCAAUAAGUCUCCGUGUGACAACGUCGCCUUUAACCUAAUUUUACUCAAACGUCAACAGAAGUGACAUCUCACCUAUAUUAUUUUUAGAAUUGUUUGUUUAAUAGGAAUUAAUAUGAUGAAGCAACGACAAAAAAUGAAAAAUUACGACACAGCAUACAGAAAAAUUGACAAGGACAGUGAUCACAGUGAUGAAGAAACGGAAUUAUUUAGAUUGAAACCUGCACGAAAAGAAAUCCCCAGUAUUGAAAAAUCAAUAGAAGAAGGUGACACAUUACAGGCAUUGGCAAUAAGGUACAAUUGUACUAUUGAGGACUUGAAACGACUCAAUAACAUCCACAAAGAUAAUGAAAUCUAUGCGAAAACUAGUAUUAAAGUACCCUACAAGCCAUUUUCUAUGGCCCUGGCUGGUGUACAUGUUAGUGGUAAAAGUUCUCCCAACGAAAACACUGAUCCAUCUGUUACUAAUUUAAUAAGCUUUGAUGAGUUUCACAUAAAGCUACAAGAAAAUUUAGAAGUGAUCCCCAAAAAGGAGAGUGAAUCUGACGUGAAUAAAAUCAUAUUUAAUACCAACCUUAAGCAUGCACCAGUUCAAGUGAUAACUGAUGAUUUUUGUAUAGAACAUUCAGAAGAAGAAAUCAAUUUGUUGCCGCAAGUUGAAGAAUUGCCAACUGCAGAUCCAGUUAUAUCAAAGUUAAAUUGUAGUGGUGCAGAUGGUGACAUCUCUUGGAUAGCACUUAUUGUGUGUAUAGGGGUUGUAAUUGUUGCAAUUCCUUUAAUAUAUGUAUUUUAUAUAGCUGAACAUCCUGAAAAAUAUGAGCACCAUCAUAUAUGAUGAGUUUUUAUUAUUAUUUAAAGAGAAAUAUGACUAAGAAUCUCAAAGCAGAAAAAAUAUUACAUGAUUUAAAUGAUAUUAAUAGUGAGAUGGGUUGACUAUAAAUAACUGCAUUAUUUGGUUGUGAGAUUCAGUAAAUUUCAAUAAUAGUCAAUAAAUUCUAUUGUAACAUUAUUUUUUAUACUACUAUAAAGUGUUUUCUUAACAGUCUGUGAUUGUAGGGUAAUCUAAACCCAUAAUAUUAUUUAUGCAAAUACCCUUUACUAAUUAAGAUUAAAUUUUAUAUCAAAACAAUAUUAACUUGUAAGAAUCAUCAUGUUAUACAACAAUUUUAAGACACAAAAAAUUAUAUAUUUGUCAAAGACAAAUUUACAACACUUAUUUAUUGUAAGAGGUUUUAUUACUUUUGAUAAUUGCAGAUGUGUAUUAAUUAAAUAAUUGAAAAAUAAGUGAUGUAUUUAAGCAACUUAUGUAUAUUACUGUAAAUAUUAUAUACAUGUGUAUAUUUUUAUAUAAAUUUGUAAAUAAAUAUUUUAUGCAGCUUCUGCAGUUUAUACAGUG